Messenger RNA from Dovyalis caffra, 234 nucleotides. NCBI's taxonomy places the organism in Eukaryota, Viridiplantae, Streptophyta, Magnoliopsida, Malpighiales, Salicaceae. The record is from the annotation of a GenBank genome assembly.
AUGCCGACCCCUUUGAUCUACAAAAUUCUCAACAUAUGCCUCGUUGAGAGUAAACAGGCAACAAAAUCUACAAGAUGUGAGGCUCACUCAACAAUGAUCACGCAAUUUGUCAAUUCAGAGGAAUGCAACAAGAAGCCCAUUGCCUUGACAACCAUCAAGCAAGUUCACGUGAUAAAAGACAAGUCACGUUUAUUUAGAAACCCACUUCCAGACAAGUUGCAAGCUCCAUCUUAA